AUGGUGGUGUUGUCAUUUUCUUUGGAGAAUGGUCAGUCAGCUGAGUCACCCGACGAAGAAUGCCUACCGUUUAAAGCACUGCAUGCAUUGAGCUUCAACUCACGGCUUCGGCUAUACACUGAACCAGACUCCCUACAUUCCUUCUGGAAUGACCUCAAGAAUUCAUACAAGCGUGCUGACCUACAACCAGCACUUCUCCUGGGAAUCACCCUAUCGCAAAUGUCCCAUGGACCUUUCACCAGUGGGUCCAACCAAUAUACCCGUGUUCAGACAGCCGAGCUCCUCUCAGAGAUCCUCACUGAAGAUGAGUUUCAAGCCUUACGAGAGGCUAUGCUGCGAGACAGAGGGGGGCGAGAGGACUAUGUAAACCACAUCCCUGAGCAAAAGGAAGACCUGCCAAGUCUGGCCGCUGAGCUUGACGAGAUCAGACGCAACUAUUCCAACAAACUGGAAAUGGCAUGCCACUACUACCAAGAUCCGCUGUUGCCCCUUGAGUUCAAGGCAAUGUACUGGGCAUCCAGCGCGGUUAUGCGAGAAUACCAGAGCACACUGGAGGAAUCCACACUUCGAUGGAGAGCAGCUCGUUCAAAGGGCCAAACGUGGUUCCCGACCGUCAUCCAGACUAUGUGUUCCAUCAAUGAUGCAGAGACUAUGAAAAAGCUGCACAUCUCGUUAGAGCGUGGGCAACACUACGAGGUGGAUACCACUGAAAUUGAACUACUCAACAAGUACGCAGUGCUGGCCAUUGAGAUUUGCUCUGCGAGAUGCUGGUCACAGAGUCAAUAUACAAUUGUGUUGCCUAAUGUCUUCUCUUUGGUCCACCACGAGACGCCGCAAGAGCGUCAAAGGGGCAUCCGCCUUGUGAAAAAGAUCUGGGACGCUGUGCUGAAAGCAGAGGAGUUUGUGUACGGUGAUGGCAUGAUGGCAGCGGAUACCAAGGAUGCCCUUAAACAGAUCCUGAAAGACAUGGCAUGGAACAACACUCAAGUGACCCGGGAACUAUACUUGGUUUGCAACCAGGCAGCGUGGCAAGCUGAUCACGCAGAAGACGAACUCAAGUGGACCAGGUUGGAGCCCACUGCCAAUGAUUUCACCCGUUGUGUGGGACAAACUCGGUUCUCUGUAGAUGAGAAAAAGCGCGGAAAGACCUUUGACAUCCCCAAAGCUUUUGCUCUACCUGCAUGCUUGAGAUACAAGCCUUCCAAUCUGAAGGUGGUUGACAGAUCAGCAGGGACGGCCGCCAACCACCGCAGCGCAGCUGCGACUGCCUGGAUCAUCUCAAACGCUGUGAGUGACUUCAGACAUGCUGCUGAUGCAUGGACAGGUUGUCUCCUCCUCAAGCGGAAGAUCUACCAGAAUGAAAAGGGGAAGGCCUAUCUUUGCCUGGGUUUUCGUUCCUAUGAGUACAUCGUCACAAAAAAAGAGCUUGCUACUGGUAGCCUACCACGCUGGAUGAUGAACGCUGAGAUUACUGGAGAGGGUAAGUGGCAAAUGCUUCCAACUGAGCUUCGCUUGCCUUGCCAAAUCCCUGAUGCAUUGAGCUCUUUUGGUAGCGUGUGGGAGGUGGUUGGCCCACCCCAACCACUUUUGAAGAGCGCUGUGAAAGCGGGGGUUUGCAUGACUGCUGCAGACCUCCAGAAGAUUCAAAAGAUUCUCAAGUAUCCCCUCCCCCCAAGGGGCAAGGGAUCCGGCAAGUCAGGGAAUUUGGUGAAGCAGGACUUUGCAGAGGCUCUCGUAAAUAUGCUAUGGCCAGAAGAUACCCCCGAGGAAAAGAAGAGGAUGGUGGAUGCCCUUAUGGGAAAAACACUGCCUCGUGUGAAAUGUGCGAAUGAUGUGAUAGCAGCGGUCAAAGAGCUUGGUGCCGAGGCAGAAAGAGACUUUAGGGAACUUCACCAAGUUGCACUCAAUCAAGAGGCAGUUGAGAAAGAGCGGCGGCUUAGGGGCCCGAAUGUACAGGAACGCCAGGACCAAAAGACUUUCACCCCCCAUUCGCUGAGAAAGUUGCUGCCUCCUGGACAGGGACGCGUGAAAGGUUUCCUGGACACUCAUGCAGCAACCUGGGAUGGACCCGUCAGAAAGCUCACAGAAACUCAGGCGUUGAAAGAGUGUGUCCUAGACUUCGCAUGGGCUAAGCACCUACCUACAGAAGAAAUGAUUGCUGCUGUCGUCAGCAACUUCGAUGCCAACACGGGUAUGCUAGAUGCGGACACUGGUAUGGAAGAGGUGGCCUCGUCGUCAGCAGCGGCUUUGCCAAAGGCUAAAGGCCGUGGCCGUGGCCGUAGCAAAGCUAUGCCAAAGGCCAGCAAAGCUGCACCAAAGGCCAAAACGGGCAGAUCACGGGGUGGACGCCAUUAA
This is a messenger RNA of Durusdinium trenchii, 2355 nucleotides long. NCBI's taxonomy places the organism in Eukaryota, Dinophyceae, Suessiales, Symbiodiniaceae. The record is from the annotation of a GenBank genome assembly.